GCGCUGCACUGCGUUCCCCCGCAUUCAUUCACUCCUCAACCCACCAACACUGCCUCGUUUUCACCAUCAGAUCCCGACCUCUGAAGCGUUUCCUCCAGCGGAUUUUCCUUAUCAUCAUGGCUGCUAACUUCGGACGGAUUUUGUCCUCCAGGAGGAGACUGGGUCUGCUGUCUCUGGUGGGCGCAGGUUCUCUCAGUGCUGGAUUGUAUCUGAACAGAGAGAAUGUGAGCGCUGCAGCGCAGGUCCGGAGACUGUACCCGGCCAGUGCAGAAUACCCGGAUUUACGGAAGCAUAACAACUGCAUGGCCAGUCACCUGACACCUGCCUUAUAUGCCAAGCUGUGUGACAAAGCCACUCCAAGUGGCUUUACACUGGAUCAGGCCAUUCAGACAGGUGUGGACAACCCUGGGCACCCGUUCAUUAAGACUGUAGGCAUGGUGGCAGGAGAUGAGGAGACAUACGAGGUGUUUGCUGAUCUUUUUGACCCAGUCAUCACUGAAAGACACAACGGCUAUGACCCACACACUAUGAAGCAUCCUACUGACCUUGAUUCCAGUAAGAUACGGGGUGGUAUGUUUGAUGAGAAAUAUGUGUUGUCGUCGAGGGUGCGGACGGGCCGCGGUAUCAGAGGUCUGAGUCUGCCUCCGGCCUGCACACGUGCUGAGCGCAGAGAGGUGGAGCGGGUGGUGGUAAACGCCCUUUCUGGGUUGCAGGGUAACCUGGCAGGCAAAUACUACAGUCUGACUGAGAUGACUGAGGAAGAACAACAGCAGCUCAUUGAUGAUCAUUUCCUGUUUGAUAAGCCAGUUUCGCCUCUUUUGACAUGUGCAGGAAUGGCACGGGAUUGGCCAGACGCUAGAGGCAUCUGGCACAACAAUGAGAAAACCUUCUUAAUAUGGGUCAACGAAGAGGACCACACUCGGGUUAUCUCCAUGGAAAAAGGGGGCAACAUGAGGAGGGUCUUCGAGCGCUUCUGCAGGGGCCUUCAAGAGGUGGAGAGGUUGAUUCAGGAGAAAGGCUGGGAGUUUAUGUGGAAUGAGCACCUGGGUUAUGUCCUCACCUGCCCAUCCAACCUUGGCACAGGGCUGCGAGCUGGAGUGCAUGUCAAACUGCCCCGCCUAAGCAAGGACCCUCGCUUCUCCAAGAUCCUAGAGAACUUGCGGCUACAGAAAAGAGGCACUGGCGGAGUGGACACAGCUGCUGUGGGGGGCACUUUUGAUAUCUCUAACCUGGACAGACUUGGCCAGUCAGAGGUCCAGCUGGUCCAGACGGUCAUUGAUGGAGUGACCUACCUGAUUGAGUGUGAGAAGAAGCUGGAAAAAGGCCAAGACAUCAAGAUACCUGCUCCUAUUAGACAGAUGAAGUAGACGGGCUCUAACUUCAUCCCAUUACACCCAUAAUAACAGCCAUCUGAAAUUAUACUACUGUAAACGUCAUGCAGCAUGCCAUCUAUGUGUUGUGUCUCUGCAGCUCAGCUCCUUACAUUAGAUUGUGUACUGUAUGAAUGUGUUAAUGUGACAUUACUGUUCUGUCACAUACCACCAUUUUUAAAUUGAUUAUGCUGCAAUAAUAACAUUAUAACCUUUACUGACAUAGGCAGUUGACAAACAUAUGAAUGUUUUUUUGUGACAAAAUGCUACAUUAUAUAAAGUGCUUAUUGACAAAUA
Trichomycterus rosablanca is the source of this 1667-nucleotide messenger RNA. It is a transcript of the gene ckmt1, whose product is annotated as creatine kinase, mitochondrial 1. Gene Ontology annotation, molecular function: creatine kinase activity. Bases 117 to 1367 code for a protein of 416 amino acids. Gene Ontology annotation, cellular component: mitochondrion. Gene Ontology annotation, biological process: phosphocreatine biosynthetic process. The transcript is spliced from 9 exons. Lineage: Eukaryota; Metazoa; Chordata; Actinopteri; Siluriformes; Trichomycteridae. The record is from RefSeq and is a predicted model, not a curated record.